AUGAGAACAGGCGGCUCAGAUGAGCUGGUCUCGUCCAAAGCGUCGCGGGUAUUGGACUUGCAACCUAGCUGCGUGGAGUUUUGCCCAGCCUUCCCAUCUUUCUUUUUGGUUGGGACAUACAGCCUUCAAACGGAUGAUGACGCUAUUAUACACGACGACGCGGGUGUAGAAGAUGAGGACCCCCUGCCCGCAGAGCCAGCAAAAGCACAAAGCCGUGAUGGAAGUAUCAUAGUGUUUAGGGUCUCGGAUACCCAGGACUUGUGGGUCCAGUCUAAGCCACAGCCAUCGGCCAUCCUGGACCUGCACUUUAACCCCAAUGCCGGGAAACAUGACAUCUGCGGGGCAGUCUCGAGCACCGCGACUCUCGCAGUGUUCAGGUUAUCGCCAGGCGAAGCCCAGACGCAGCCUCUGAAGCACCUCAAGACCAUGGAUAUCUCGACUCUGUCUGGAGCCAAGGAACCGCCAACGCGUGUUUCCGAGGUUCUGUUUCUUUCCUUUUGCUGGCAUCCAACAAAAGCUGAGUUGGUUGGUAUAACGACGUCGACCGGCCAUGUGUACCUAGUCAACCUUGGAUCCUUCGAUGGAAACUGGAAGUUGCACUCCGACCCGGUCAUUACCCAUACUCUUGAGAGUUGGUGCGUAGCAAUUAGACCAUACCUUGACCCUGCAGAGAAGCCCCGGGAAUCCGGGACCGUCUUUACUGUGCUUUCCGGCGGAGACGACUCGGCUCUGCGGUUCCGGACAUGCACAUACGAUACAUCGUCUGGCAUGUCAGAUGACCUACUCCCUGCCACUAUGGUGAGGGGACAUGAGGCUGGAGUCACUGCGAUUCUGCCUCUGCCACCUACUAUUGAGGUGAGCAGCCCAGGGCUGGUUGUCACGGGAAGCUACGACGAGUAUAUUAGGCUCUUCUCGAUUACCUCUACCGAAGCCGCAUACGAUUCUCCAAGGCCCAAGUGUCUAGUCGAGAGUAGGCUAGGGGGAGGCGUGUGGCGAUUAAAGCUCAUCGACGUGGACGAGGAUGCAAGUCACGGUUAUUCAUGGCGAGUCAGGAUCCUUGUCUCCUGUAUGCAUGCUGGCGUACGGGUUGUCGAGCUCCUCAGAACUCCUAGUAGCGAGUAUGAGUUCGUCACGGUUGGUAGAUUUGAAGAGCAUCAGAGCAUGAACUAUGCAAGCGACUUCCAGCCAGGCUGGAAGGAUAGGUUGUUUGUUGUAUCAACUAGCUUCUAUGACAAACUGAUGUGCCUUUGGGAGUGCCGGAUGACUUGA
Molecule: messenger RNA, 1269 nt
Organism: Lasiosphaeria miniovina
Lineage: Eukaryota; Fungi; Ascomycota; Sordariomycetes; Sordariales; Lasiosphaeriaceae
Exons: 2
Coding region: 1-1269 (422 amino acids)
Biological process (GO): protein histidyl modification to diphthamide
Cellular component (GO): cytoplasm
Molecular function (GO): protein binding; diphthine methylesterase activity
Source: RefSeq, a predicted model, not a curated record